Molecule: messenger RNA, 1819 nt
Organism: Polistes dominula (European paper wasp)
Lineage: Eukaryota; Metazoa; Arthropoda; Insecta; Hymenoptera; Vespidae
Product: GTP-binding protein Di-Ras2
Molecular function (GO): GTPase activity; GTP binding
Source: RefSeq, a predicted model, not a curated record
UCCAGAAAGAGAGAACGAACGUUCAGUUCUCGCCGCAUAGUCGUCGCGGUAUGAAGUGUUUUUUAAAAUAGUGUUCGUUUGCCGUUUCUAAUAUCUAUUUUCUUUUAAUAUAAUCAAAAGAAGUUAUUAAAAAAAAGAAGUAAUAAAUAAAUGAUUAUUAGAAAAGAAAGAAGAAAAAUUCUCAUCUUCUUUUUCUUUUUGGACAAUCUGGAUCAUGUUACAAUUAAUUCUACGUUUAAUUAAAUGAAAUAAGAUAAUGGAGUCAGCCAUUUUGGAUCUAAUCGAGUAUUAUUUUGAUUAAGGAAAAUUUUGGCUAUAAUAGUAGGUUUUGUUUUUAUUUGAAGAACCUUAUUAAAAAAGAAGAUAUAUAUAUAUAUAAUUAAUUUUAUUGUUAAGAUCUCAUUAGAUGUUCAGUUACAAUUAACCUAAUUAUUUGAAGCCCGAUAAAAAAAGAAAAAUGUCUUUUUCUUUAAUCAUAUUACAAAUUGAUCAAAGAGUAAAAAGUUUCUAAGAAAAUGACUGUGUUUUUCUUCAAACUUCGACUACUUACUUCCAAUAGUAAUUUAAAAAAGUUUCUCAGUUUAAAUAUUACCCAAGGAAUUCUCUUCUGGUGUAAUAAGUGAAUGAAGAAGAAGAAGAAGAAGAAGAAGACAAGUAAAUUAGAAAUUCAGUUUAAUUGUAGAUAAGAAAUUCUUGAUUCAGAAGAUCGAUCAAUCGAUCAAUUUCUCGUAUUAAAGUAGAAAAAGAAGAAGAAAAAAAUCGAAUUAACAUCGAAUCAGCAAUCUCUUUUCCGAGCCGGCCAUAUUGAAUUUCCUUUCGAUUGGUAAAAGCAAAAGAUAACGUUCUUUGGGUUAGUUUAAUGUCCUUUUCCUGAAUUGUGGUAAAGUGCUAGUAAUAAUCGUUCAAAAUAAAAAGAAAAAGAAAAGAAAAGAAAAAGAAUACGCCGUCGGUUAAGGCCACCGUCGGCGAAUCGACAACAUGGCCGAUCACGAAAGAAUCAGAUUGGUUGUAUUAGGUGGCGCUGCUGUUGGUAAAAGCGCCAUUAUACGACGUUUAUUAGGACAAGGUUUUACUGAACGAUAUAGGCCAACUGUUGAAGAUUUAUAUUCCAGAGAAUGUGUUCUUGGAAAUCUCACACUUAAAGUUGAUCUUCUCGAUACUACUGGGGAUUUGCAAUUUCCAGCUAUGAGAAGAUUGAGUAUAGCCACAGCUCAUGCUUUUCUUCUCGUUUAUGCUAUUACUUCAUCACCCAGUUUCGAAUGUGUAAAACGAUGUUUCGAGGAAGUUAGAGAACAACGUACAGAUUUUCAGGAAGUACCAAUAGUGGUUGCUGGUAAUAAAUAUGAUUUAGCUGAAACACGAAGAGAAGUACCAAUAGAAGAUGUCAGCGAAUGGUUAUUCUGUGAAUUACCAAAACUUCGAGCCAAAGUUAUGGAAUGUUCUGCCAAAGAUGGUUACAAUAUCAAAGAUAUAUUUAGGUGUUUCGUUACACUUUCUAGAAUCGUACCAAAAAAUCCAACCGGAGAAUCUGACGAGUCAGGAUUGAGAAGAAGAUGUUCAGCUUAUGGUUCACGAAGAUCCGGCAGUCCUGGUAGCAGAUCCGGAAGUGCCGGUUCCGGAAGUCCUCAGCCACCACAAUCGAUUGCAAAUCAAAAUGUCAACGUGAUGCCUUCAACAGCAACUGAAGAAGUCAAAAGCAAACCACGUAGUCGUAGUUUGAUCAGACGUGCCUCAAGAAAAACUAAACAACAAAUUCGAGACUCACAUGCGGAAGAUUGCAACAUCUCUUAAAGAUGAUUUUAAAAUGACAAAAGAAGAA